AUGGAGCACUGUUGGUGUCUCAGAAGAUACCAACAGAAAUGGCAACAACAUAUCUCCACCCUUGGGACGAGGAGAAGGCCACAAGGUGAAGUUGCUCUUGACACGGUGGAGGAGAACAUAGAGGUCUUUGCUGAGAGACCUCUAGGCAAAAAAAUUGAGAAAGAAAGGGAGAGGAAGCGGAAGUCGAUGGAAGACAAAGAGUCUGAGAUCAGCAUUUCCUUAGCUAAAAUGACCGAGGAUAGAGCCACGACCAUGGAAGAGCAGAGAAAUGCUCAACUCAAGGCAGACCAAAAAAGUGAGAAAAUAUUUGAACUAAAGAAGAAGAAAUUUGAAGGCAAGAUAAUGAUGCUAGAUCUACGUGGCAUGAAUGCCAUGCAACAAGAAUAUUUUCAUAAUAUUCAAGUUGCAAUUUUUGAGCAUUCGAAGUCCCAUUCCGGAGCCUGCUUGAACCACCAGCGUGAGUACCUCUCCGACUCAAAUCCGCGGGACAUCACCAUGAGUACUUCUCCCACUCAUUCCGAGCAACCCUCCCAAAACCCUAACGCCAUGAUCAUUGAAGAAUCGGAAUCAGAUCGUCUAGGCUCUCAUACCCAAUCCCCCAAAACCAUAGCCCUUGUUGAACCACCAGAUCCCCACCUAGAGGAUCCUAUCCCAAAUCAGCCUAACCCAAUCCAAGACGACCCUGAACCAAUCUCAGCUCUAACUCCCCGAAUCUCCGACCCUCCCACCUCUCGCCGAGCACCUAAGCGCAAGAAGAAUGCCAAUAAGCGCCGUCUCGCCCGGCAGAAGUCCCAGAAGAAGUUCCGAACCCUCGUAGAAACCCUCAAGCCCAUCCCUUUUGUCCCUUCCAAAACCCUAGACUUCCAAAGCCACGAGGAACUUCUGAAGCGGCUCGGGCUAUGGGAGUUUGUCCACAUCGAGUUCGACAAGACCCUCCGAGCCGAUCUCCUCGCCGAGCUGGUCGCCAGUUACAACUCGCAGAAUCGGUGUAGCUAUGUGAAUUCCGCUCGAAUCAAUGUCAACCGAGCUGAUUUGGCUCGCGCAUUGAAGUUGCCGUUGCCCGUGAAGAAAAGUUCACCGCUGCUGGAAACUGCCGUGGAAUCACCGGAUUCGAUCGCGUUUAUCGAGGAUUUCGUGUCGAAUUGGAUGCUUUUGCACGAGGAUACGUGGAUGAUGCCGAAAGAGGUGUUGAAUUGGACCAAGAUGAUCAAGGAAGGACAUUUUGAGAAGGUAGAAUGGGCUGGUUUAAUAUGGUUCAUGGUUGAGAAGGAGCUACUGCAAGCCCCGAGGCUGGCCAAUUGUUACUACGCCUCUCAUUUACAGUAUCUAAUAAGAUCACAGAAAGAUGAUUUGCUGAAGGAAGAGCCUAAAUUGGACCAGGUUGAUGUGGAGGUGGAGGAGGAGGAAGACGAGGAGGAUAUGGAUGUUAGUGGGGACGUGAAGUUGGCUACGGUUGAAGAUUAUCUUGGGCACGAAUCGGGGGAUGUGAAGAUUGAUGCAAGUGAAGAUUCUCGGGGGCACGAAUUGGGGGAUGUGAAGAUGGAUGCAGUUGAAGAUUCUCGGGGAAACGAACUGGGGGAUAUGAAGACAGGCGCGGUUGAAGAUUCUUGGGAGCACGAAUGUGGCAAUGUGAAGAUGGCUGCGGGCGAGGAUUCUGGAGGGCAUGCAUUUAGGGAUGUGGACCUAGGUGUGGGUGAGGAUUCUCAGGGGCACGAAUUGCGAGAUGUGAAGAUGGAUGCUGUUGAGGAAUCUCGAGGGCACGAGCUGGGGGAUGUGAAGAUGGCUGUGGUUGAAGACUCUCGGGUGCACGAAUUGGAGGAGCAUAGUAUUGAAUUGAGUCUCGGGCAAGACAAUGUGGAGAGAGUUGAAGAGAAGGUGGAGAGUGUUGAGAUUGACAAGGAGCGUGUCGGGGAUGAGGAUGUUAUGGAUUUUGAUGGAUGUAGGGAGGAGUAUAAGGAUGAGGAAGAAGGUGGGGCAUGGCUUUUGGAUAGGAAGAGCAAUAUGGGCGUAGGCGAGCCAUUUUUCAGGCGGUGUAGUGUUGGUGAAAUUAAGGGCUUGGGUUCUGACGAGGAAAAGAGAGAAGAAGCGGGAGAAGAAGCGGAAGAAGGAGAGGAUGAAGGACAUGAGGAAGAAGAAGAAGGGGAACAGGAGGUUGGUGGGUUUCAUCUUUCGCCGAAGUGCAGCCCGCUUGAUGGGUUGGCUUCACGGAGUCUGAUUCAGGCAAUGGAAGCGGCCCAAAUGCCUUUUAGCACAGGAUUGGAACUCCGUGAUCACUCAGCAGGGGAUUUUUUGUCAUCUAGGGUGGAUAAUGGGAUGAUUGCUGGUAGUUCAUCGCUUUUUGGUAAUGCUAACAAGAAAGGGCUUGAUCAUGAGAACGAUGGCAUUCAUCACUCUCUUAAUGGUGGUCAUAAGAGGUUGAGGAGUGAUGGGCCAUGGGAUGGAAAAGAGGCUGACUUUGAUAUGUGUAUGGAGCAAGUACAGCAUUGGGUUGGUAAAGCUAGAAUGAUGUAUGCUGCCAAAGAACAGGCUUGUGAGGAAGCUACCGUGAAUCAGCAGAUCUUACUGAAUGAGUUGGAGCAGCGGGAUCGUAUAAUUGAACACAUUCGAACGGCUAAGUAUGAAGAGCAACAGAAGAAACAGGUGGAGGUGUAUCGACUCGACCGCGAACUCUGUAUGAUGGCAAAUCUGUUGGAGGGAUAUAGGAAGGCGCUGAAGGAAUCUGAUAGGGCAUUUGCUGAAUACAGAUCACGCUUUCCACAGCCUGAAGAGCCACUUUACAAGGAUGUUCCUGGCUCUGGAGGUCUUGUACUGAGCACCUUUGAACUGGAAAAGCAACGGUUGAAACAAGCAGAAGAAGACAGGAUAACCCGUUUGGUGAUUGAGAAGAAGUUUAAAGACGUUGAAGCAGAAGUGAAUAGUAAAUUUGAAGCACAUUUUCAAGGGGUUGAUUUGCUUGGGAAUAGGUUGCUGGACGUUGAGAAUGGAGUAAAAGUACUCAAGGAAUCCAUUGCAAAACGUAAGGUUUCGGAAACAUCAGAAGGGACUCCCGAUGAAUGAUAAACUGGUUGGUGCCAAGUAUUCUGCCAUAUUUUGCUGCAAGCGUAUUCUACCCAGAUGUAUAAAGUAGGAUAGGUACUGAAGAAAGAUUAUGAGAAAGAGAUAUUCUGUACGGAAUUGGAUUGGCAAUUAACCCUCUAUUUGAUUCUGGGUGUGCCAUGCUUUAGAGGUUGUAUUGUAGCUUAACAAGCAUGAGGAGGACUGGUGCAAAAAUGGUCUCUUAAUAUUUUAGUUUAUUAUA
This is a messenger RNA of Juglans regia (Persian walnut), 3298 nucleotides long. RefSeq lists its product as uncharacterized. Lineage: Eukaryota; Viridiplantae; Streptophyta; Magnoliopsida; Fagales; Juglandaceae. The transcript has 3 exons. The record is from RefSeq and is a predicted model, not a curated record. The coding region runs from base 1 to 3057 and encodes 1018 amino acids.